Molecule: messenger RNA, 3150 nt
Organism: Bubalus bubalis (water buffalo)
Lineage: Eukaryota; Metazoa; Chordata; Mammalia; Artiodactyla; Bovidae
Gene: TMEM43
Product: transmembrane protein 43
Exons: 12
Coding region: 240-1442 (400 amino acids)
Biological process (GO): nuclear membrane organization
Cellular component (GO): nuclear inner membrane
Source: RefSeq, a predicted model, not a curated record
UUGCAACUUUCGGAAAGCACCCGAAAGGACUACGUUUCCCAGGAGGCAGUGCGGCACGGCGAGCGGGAGCCAAAAAAGCCUGGGCUCCCUGGGCGGUAGCUCUGUGGCGUGUCCCGGGCUCUGGGCUUGCGCCGCUGUCUGCCGCUCUUCGGCGGGCGAGAGGUCGCGGACUCGGUGCUGCUGGCGUAAACCCUACUCCGCGUUGAGCCGAGCGAGGCGGGCGGCGACCGGGCCCCACCAUGGCCGCGAACUAUUCCAGUACAAGUAACAAGAAAGAUCAUGUCAGAAUCACAAACAAGUCCCAGCCGGGCUUCUUGGAGCGGCUGAGCGAGACCUCGGGUGGAAUGUUUGUGGGGCUCAUGACCUUCCUGGUCUCCUUCUACUUAAUCUUCACCAAUGAGGGCCGUGCGCUGAAGACGGCGACCUCGCUGGCCGAGGGGCUGUCUCUGGUAGUGUCUCCCAGCAGCGUCCACACUGUGGCUCCAGAGAACGAGGGGAGGCUGCUGCACGUCGUCGGGGCCCUGCGGACGUCCAAGCUCCUGUCUGAUCCUAACUACGGGGUCCACCUCCCGGCCGUGAAGCUGCGGCGGCACGUGGAGAUGUAUCAGUGGGUGGAGACUGAGGAGUCCAGGGAGUACACGGAGGACGGACAGGUGAAGACGGAGAGGAAGUACUCCUACAACACAGAAUGGAGGUCAGAGAUCGUCAACAGCAGAAACUUUGACCGAGAGAUUGGCCACAAAAACCCCAGCGCGAUGGCCGUGGAGUCAUUCACCGCAACAGCCCCCUUCGUCCAGAUCGGCAGGUUUUUCCUCUCGGCGGGCCUCAUCGACAAAGUGGACAACUUCAAGACGCUGAGCCUGUCUAAGCUGGAGGACCCGCAUGUGGACAUCAUUCGCCGGGGGGACUAUUUCUACCACAGUGAAAACCCCAAGUACCCUGAGGUUGGAGAUCUGCGUGUCUCCUUCUCCUACGCGGGCCUGAGCAGCGACGACCCCGACCUGGGCCCAGCUCAUGUGGUCACCGUGAUUGCCCGGCAGCGGGGCGACCAGCUGGUCCCCUACUCCACCAAGUCAGGGGACACCCUGCUUCUCCUGCACCACGGGGACUUCUCGGCAGAGGAGGUGUUUCGUCGGGAACAGAAGAGCAACUCGCUGAAGACGUGGGGCCUGAGGGCGGCUGGCUGGGCGGCCAUGUUCAUGGGCCUCAACCUCAUGACGCGGAUCCUCUACACGCUGGUGGACUGGUUCCCCGUCUUCCGAGACCUGGUCAACAUCGGCCUGAAGGCCUUUGCCUUCUGCGUGGCCACCUCACUGACCUUGCUGACCGUGGCCGCCGGCUGGCUCUUCUAUCGGCCCCUGUGGGCGCUCGGGAUUGCUGGCCUGGCCCUGGUGCCCAUCAUCAUUGCUCGGACUCGGGUGCCGGCCAAGAAGCUGGAGUGAGCGGGCGCAGCGCCCGCAGACACCCCCGCGCCUCAGACCCGGGCCGCCCUCCCGAGCUGCCUGGGUCUUGGAUUCCACACACACGCCCUGCCCCGGCCGUGCACACGGGCAGCGGGUUGGUGUCUGUCAGUUAGCCCUUCACGCCCCUUCUCGCAGCGGGCAGCUUUGCUGGCAGGAGGCAGCUCCUGUCUGGCAGCGUGACCUCCACCCUCCUGCUUGUCUCCUUUCCCUCUCUGGGCACUGCGUGGCCACCCGUGUCUCUUAGCUGAUGUCUGUAAAGGUGGUGACCCUCAGACUGGAGGACGGUGCCAGGCCCCACCACAGCCGCCACCACACCAGGGUCCAGGACAAGGUGCCAGGCCCUGCCACAGCCGCCGCCACACCAGGGUCCAGGACAAGGUGGUCUGGGCGCCACAAACCCACUCUGUGUGCAACUCAGCUCAGUGCUCAGAGGCCACGGGUGUCUGGAUGCGGACCAUGGAUGUCUGUCCAGCUUCGCACACAUGUUGCAGUUUGGCAGAACCCUUUUGGUGCACAGGAUCUUCGAAGGUCUGGUUACUUAGUUUCUUAUCGCUUUGUGUCUCUGCAUCAAACUCCCUGACAAGGGGAUUGUUUGGGGCGUUGUUAAGUGGGGGUUGUUUCAAAUAAGACUUAAAAAACAAAACCCCUCCUGAAUGAUUCAUAUCUCAGACUGUUACACAAAAGCUCUCUGUGAUCUGUCUGUUGAAGUCAGUUCAGAGCAUGGGAAGUUCGGUGGGGCUGUGACUUACCUGGUUGAGGAAGUUACCCGUCCAUAUUCUGGGUCCCUGGGAAGGUUUUCAAAGCUUCAGGUGCUUUGAAACCAGUGUUAGCAGAAGGCUUGUUUUCCCUCUGAGAGGAGAUGGGUCUCUGCAUCUGAGAGAAAGGCAUUUCCUUUCUUCUCUGGCAUCAAAACGCAGUUUUCUUGAAAAUGAUUUUGCAUUAUUCAUCUGUCCCAAGUGUGUUCCUUCACGGUGACCCCCUUGCGUGUGUGCACACACAGCUCGACCACAGUUGGGCAUCAGAGGCUGCGUGUUGGGAAGCUCUCGCCCGGCUCUGCUCACCACACGCUUUGCCGUUAGAACCCGGCCCCAAGUGGCUGCUCCUGGGGGCCUUAUGUGUUCAGUGUCUACAGCUUUAUUCCUAACUCAAAUCCAGCCACACUUAGUUCACAGUUUUAAGUUUCCUAACGGCUUUUACACCCUUCGAAAGAUAGAGUGUGUGGUAACGUCGAUGUCUUAAGAGAUGGUACGUCCUUUGACUAUUUGGAACUUGCUAUGCCUUGCUGGGGUGGCUACUUUAAUGAGUAAUCUCUCUGUGUCCUGGGGGACUUGUGGUGUAAAUUGAGAUUUUUCAUGUACAAAACAGCCAGCCCCAGGGAUGAGUUAUCUGGGUUUAAGGACUGAAAUAGUGUUCACUAUUGCUUGUUAAAUCAGUGGUUUCUUCUAUCAACUCCUAAAGGUGCGUUUGGAAAGCACAGCAACAAAAUGAUGGCCAAAUACAAAAUUCUUAACAUCUGUGUGACUUCUUUCUAGUACAGAUUUUAAAUUACUGCCAAUUGCAAGUGUUCUUAAAGAACAAAAGAAUGUUAAUAAAUAUUUUGAGCAUUUGGAAAAUCAUAAUGAAACUUGUAUUACCUUUGUAUUUUUGAUAAAAAUUCAAAAUAAACUUCGGAAUAUCUUUUGAUGUA